UCUCAUCAUCAACUCCAACAUCGACUCACUCUCGCUGCCCCGCCGUAGAAGCCUGCAAAUACUUGGAGCGGGGCCAGGGCUGUGACCGAGACCGAGGCGGGAAAAACCAAAAAACUCGUAAAUAUCUUUUCCUCAACCUUCCUCAAUGUCACAAAAUUCCAAAUCUUCCAUCCAGUAUCGAGCUUUACUAUCCAAAUCUAUGGCGUUUGAAUCACAAUCCCACAAAAAGAAUUACUCCCCUCAGGUAAGCAGUGCUGGUGUUUUCGAUGAUGGCUAUGCCAACGCGAUGCUUCCCAAACAACACCUUGAAAUCGAUAACAACACUAAACCCUCCUUCCAUUUCCAGCUUCCGGAUCCCAGGAUUGCCGUUAAAGAUUUCUUUAGGACUAGAGAAGUUGCUGAGUUUGUUAGUGGGGCCAUGGCAGGGGCUAUGACAAAAGCUGUGCUUGCUCCUCUUGAGACAAUCAGGACAAGAAUGGUUGUUGGUGUGGGAUCAAAAGACAUUGCUGGUAGCUUUAUUGAGGUCAUUCAGCAGCAAGGUUGGCAAGGUCUAUGGACUGGAAAUGCAGUCAAUAUGGUUCGUAUAAUUCCAACACAGGCAAUUGAAUUGGGAACAUUUGAAUGUGUAAAACGAGCAAUGACAUCAGCACAGGAGAGAUGGAAUGAAGCUGAACAGCCAAGCAUACAUUUUGGCCCUGUCAAUUUACAAUUUUCACUCUCCUGGAUUUCUCCUGUUGCUGUAGCCGGUGCCGCUGCUGGUGUUGUUAGCACUCUUGCAUGCCAUCCUCUUGAAGUUUUGAAGGAUCGCUUGACAGUCAGUCCUGAGGUUUAUCCCAAUAUAACCAUUGCAGUUAGCAAGAUUUACAGAGAUGGUGGCUUUGGUGCAUUUUAUGCGGGUAUUUCACCUACACUUGUUGGCAUGCUUCCAUACAGUACAAGUUAUUAUUUCAUGUAUGAGACAAUGAAGAAAACAUACUGCCUAAAAAAGAAGAAGAAAUCUCUAAACCGCAUAGAGAUGCUUCUGGUUGGAGCUCUUUCAGGUUUCACUGCGAGCACAAUCAGCUUUCCUUUGGAGGUGGCUAGAAAACGACUGAUGGUGGGAGCUUUACGAGGGAAAUGCCCACCAAACAUGGCAGCAGCAAUUUCUGAAGUGAUUCGGGAGGAAGGGAUUAAGGGACUCUACAGAGGAUGGGGCGCUAGCUGUUUGAAGGUUAUGCCUUCUUCUGGCAUCACCUGGAUGUUUUAUGAGGCCUGGAAGGACAUUCUUUUGGUCAACAACCACCACCUAUGACUAUGAGUCUACGACGUCUCCCGGUCCCUACAGUUUUUCCCCCCUCCUUUUAUUUAUUUAAAAUUUAAAAUGUUAAACCUGGACCCACUAUGGUCUAAUUUUAAAUGUCUGUGGGUGGGUUUCAGUCGGUAGGUAAUACAAUAUGAAUGGUUCGGGAUGAAUGCAUUAUCUCGAGGCCUUGAAAAUUGGUGUUAAGUGUGGAGUUUUAAGUUUUUUUUUCAAAUGACAAAAAUCACCUUUUAAGGUAGCAA
Molecule: messenger RNA, 1542 nt
Organism: Benincasa hispida (wax gourd)
Lineage: Eukaryota; Viridiplantae; Streptophyta; Magnoliopsida; Cucurbitales; Cucurbitaceae
Product: Mitochondrial substrate carrier family protein
Biological process (GO): transmembrane transport
Source: RefSeq, a predicted model, not a curated record